AUGGGAAACCUGCAGAUUCUGAUAAACCACCAGGAAACCAGAGAAAAUUUGUUGUUGGUUACAACGGGAACUACUUGGGGUUCUAUUAGUCAUCACCUCUCUCUGACACUCAUUUGUCUCAGGUGUAUCAAUGGAGUCUCAGUGUCAACCAACAGCUUCACUCUGGACCUUUACAAAAAGCUGAACGAAAAUUCCAAAGGACAAAACAUUUUCUUUUCUCCUUGGAGUAUUGCAACUGCUCUUGCUAUGGUCCACCUGGGUGCAAAAGGUGACACCGCAACCAAGACGGCUGAGGUUCUUCAUUUUAACCAGACUGCAAGAGAAGAAGGUUCAUCUGAGACAAGGCCUUCUCCAGGGAGACCAAAGAAAAGAAAGAUGGAUCCUGAGCAUGAGCGAGCUGAAAAUAUCCACUCUGGCUUCAAAAAGCUCCUAUCUGUCAUCAACAAAAGGAGAAGCACCUACUUGCUGAAGAGUGCUAACUGGCUGUAUAAGGAAAAGACCUACCCAUCGCUACCUAAGCUCUUACAGCUCAUUACAGGCUAUUACAAUGCCAAGUCACAAGGUGUAAACUUUAAGACAGCUGCAGAACAAGUUAGAGCACAGAUCAGUUCAUGGGUUGAAAAUAAAACUGAGAGGAAAAUACAGAGUCUGCUGCCUGCAGGAUCUCUCCAUUCUCGCACUGUGUUGUUCUUAGUAAAUGCCAUUUAUUUCAAAGGAAAGUGGGAAAAGAAAUUUCUGGAGAAAAAUACUUCUGAGAUGCCCUUCAGAUUAAACAAGACCAAGACUAAACCUGUACAGAUGAUGUUUCUGAGAGAUAAUUUUUUUGUACUCUAUGAAACAACCAUGAAAUUCAGAAUCAUUGAACUGCCAUAUGUGGAAAAUGAACUCAGCAUGUUCGUGCUCCUCCCAGAUGAUAACACUACUGGUCUAGAGCUGGUGGAAAGAGAGCUGACCUAUGAGAAAUUGGCUGAAUGGACCAAAUCAGCCAAUAUGAUGAAAGCUGAAGUGGAUUUGUACCUGCCCAAGUUGAAGCUGGAAGAGAAUUAUGACCUUAAAUCCCCUUUGAGCAGCAUGGGGAUACAAAAUGCUUUCGACCCAGUUCAGGCUGAUUUCACAGGGAUGUCAGUGAAGAAGGAUCUUUUCAUCUCACAAGUAAUUCACAAAGCUUUUCUCAAUGAAGAAGGUACUGAGGCAGCAGCUGCAACAGGUGUCUUGGUGAUGAGAUCAAAAGCACCAACAAUGACUUUUAAAGCUGACCACCCUUUUAUCUUCUUCAUCAGACACACCAAAUCCCAAACCAUGCUCUUCUUUGGCAGACUCUGCUCACCCUAGUCAGUUACUCCUUGCCCUGCAGAGCAGGUAAGGCUUGCUUGCUAGCAUAGAAGCAAAUACCAAACCUUGAACUCUUUCUGCAACCCGGGGGGAGCAGAACUUGAACUCUCUCCACCAGGCCAAACACUCUGGGACCUGAGGCACAGCUCCUCUUCCCUCCUACCCUAAAGAGGCAAUCAGUGCAGUGCCAAGGGGAGUGCAGAUGCUUUGCAUCCAGCAAGCAAUUCUGAUUCUCAUUCAGAUCAGGCCAUCAUGGGUAGCUCUGUCCUCAUCGCUAUUAGCUAUGGCAUUUCUAUCCCUCCCCCUCUCAGCAGUGUGUACAAACGUACUUUAGCAAAUUCCAUCCCCUCACCCUCAUGACAGGGCCCCCGAUCCCUGGUCCUAGCCUGCAGCAAUUAGCCCCAACUCGUUUUCUAACACUUAAUCCUUCUAGCCCUUUAGGUUCUUGUGUUACAGGUGGAGGUAAACCCUGCCAACUCUCACCCUUGCUUUCCUUCCACGUCCCAGCUCUAAGUCUUCAUCAGCUCCCAAUUAGCCUAACGUCAC
This is a messenger RNA of Pseudopipra pipra, 1878 nucleotides long. Its product is annotated as heterochromatin-associated protein MENT-like. Gene Ontology annotation, molecular function: serine-type endopeptidase inhibitor activity. The record is from RefSeq and is a predicted model, not a curated record. Lineage: Eukaryota; Metazoa; Chordata; Aves; Passeriformes; Pipridae.